AUGAAAAAGUUCUUUAACCGAAAGAGACCUAUUCACAGAAAAAAAAAAAAAGAAAAGACGAAAUCAGAUCACGAUAAUACCCGAAACUAUAAACAAACCAUAACCAAUAUACACAAUAAACAUAUUUCAAUGUCCGCACCAUUAGAUACGCAACACCUGUCGAAACAUGGCCACAAUCAUCAUCAACAGAAUACUCAUCGCCAGUCGAAUGUACUGAUAUCUACGUCAACCAUAACACAGCGACAAUUGAGUCAUUUAAAUUCGCAAGUUGCACAAUUACAUGCCAAUUUAUCUGACUUUAAUGAUUUGGUAACAACUGCCAGUGAGCAAUAUAAAAACAUUGAAAUGUUGGGCAAGAUUCAUGCUAGUUUACUUAUGGGUAGUAGAAAGAUUUUCGAAGAAGAAGCCUUUGAUAACCAAACAGAACCCAAGUAG
Lodderomyces orthopsilosis Co 90-125 is the source of this 435-nucleotide messenger RNA. RefSeq names its product Hsk3p (gene HSK3). The record is from RefSeq and is a predicted model, not a curated record. The transcript has a single exon. The coding region runs from base 1 to 435 and encodes 144 amino acids. Gene Ontology annotation, cellular component: DASH complex. NCBI's taxonomy places the organism in Eukaryota, Fungi, Ascomycota, Pichiomycetes, Serinales, Debaryomycetaceae. Gene Ontology annotation, biological process: attachment of spindle microtubules to kinetochore.